AUGGCGGCAACUGAGAUUGAAGACCAAAGAAAAGACGAUGAUGAUUUGGAGAAAGCAAAGGCAUUGGACAUUCGGCACUUGAAUCCAUACUUAAAAAGAGAUGCAGAUUUCACACAUGGAGUAAAUUUUGCGGUUGCUGGUGCCACAGCAUUCCCUGCAGAGUUUCUUGCAGAUAAAAAUAUAGUAAAUUCUGUCACAAAUAGCUCUCUCAGCGUACAGCUUGAUUGGAUGUGGUCGCACUUCAACUCCAUUUGCUAUAAUGACCAAGAUUGUGCAGAAAAACUCAAGAAUUCCCUAUUUGUAGUUGGGGAAAUAGGAAGCAAUGACUAUUACUAUGCAUUGCCACAGGGAAAAACGAUGAAGGAUGUCAAUGGCAUGGUUUUUGAUGUUGUCCAAGCGAUUAUUGAAGGCAUCAGAAAUCUUAUCGCUGGAAAUGUGAAUGGCACAUCAGAUCCUUAUGCUCUUGUUACUUGCGAUACAGAGAAAAGACUUAGGAAUCAACAGGUUGGUGUCGAUUAUGAUGAGACUUUUAGUCCGGUGGUCAAACCGGCAACCAUUCUUACAGUUCUUAGCAUUGCUCUCUCCAAGUCUUGA
Molecule: messenger RNA, 594 nt
Organism: Chenopodium quinoa (quinoa)
Lineage: Eukaryota; Viridiplantae; Streptophyta; Magnoliopsida; Caryophyllales; Amaranthaceae
Product: acetylajmalan esterase-like
Exons: 5
Coding region: 1-594 (197 amino acids)
Source: RefSeq, a predicted model, not a curated record